AUGUCUAUAAGCAAGGAAGAUGCUGAGGCCCGUCUUAAGGCCCGGAAGCCGAUCCCAAAGCCGAAACCUGCGUAUCUACCCGUAACCGGGUCACCACUAACAGUUAAUAAAGACCUAUACAGUACAAUCGCCACCGCCCCGCGUGUCUUACUCCAAGAGUUUAUACUUCCUAUCAGAUCAGGUAGGGCUUGGAAAGCACCCGCCGGGUCCAUUGUGCGAAUCAGCACCCCCGAGGGUCCGCAGGUCGGGGACUUAAAUAUCUGGAAUGCUCAUAAUCCCCGGGAGAAAUUCUGGGCGGCGCGCACGAAGCAACUCUACGCUUCUCAUGUCUCGACGUACGACAGGCUAUGGUCGUGUCUACCUUAUAUGCGCCCUCUCGUGACAAUUAUAGGCGACAGCCUCUCAUGGUACGGUGUCGAUGAGCAUGGCGGCCGCGUACACGACUUACUGGGUACGGGGUGCGAUGGAUAUAUCUCGAGCGUGCUUUCGGAUAAGGGAUACGAUUUUCACUGCCGUUCCAAUCUUACACGAGCCGUUCUUCCCUAUGGACUAAAUGAGGGUGACGUGCACGAUGUUAUCAACAUAUUUCAAGUCACAGGCCUAGAUGAGCAAGGCCGCUACUUUAUGAAUCCAUGUCCUGCACAGAAGGGAGAUUACAUUGAGUUCUUAGCCGAGCAGGAUAUAUUGAUGGCUCUAAGUACAUGUCCUGGCGGCGACCUAUCGCUAUGGGGCUUCGGUGCCGACAGCGAGAAGGAGAUGAUCAAGUGCUGCAGGCCACUAAAGAUCCAAGUCUAUACUCUCGAGGAUCCAGUUCUACUGCAGAGAGGCGGGUGGAAGCCUGCAGAACCCGCACCGUACAAGGGGAUCCAUGGCCUGGUCGUUCCUGAGGGAGAACAUGACGCGACUAAGUUGUGA
Messenger RNA from Daldinia childiae, 915 nucleotides. RefSeq lists its product as uncharacterized. The transcript has 3 exons. Lineage: Eukaryota; Fungi; Ascomycota; Sordariomycetes; Xylariales; Hypoxylaceae. Bases 1 to 915 code for a protein of 304 amino acids. The record is from RefSeq and is a predicted model, not a curated record.